This is a messenger RNA of Symbiodinium natans, 909 nucleotides long. The record is from the annotation of a GenBank genome assembly. NCBI's taxonomy places the organism in Eukaryota, Dinophyceae, Suessiales, Symbiodiniaceae.
AUGGGCGCCGCUGCCUCAACAGCUCCACCACCCCGUGAGGUGCUCUCGCAGGAGCAAUGGGCGCGAAUGCGCUGUGCUUGGUUCAAGAUGUUUGCGGAAGAAGACUUCAAGCCUCGCAGCAUUAUCCAGUUUAUGUGCAAGCAGACCAAGACGGUGAAGUAUGGCUCAGUCGACCGGAUCAUCGACCCAAAUUCAGCUUUCAUUAAGAUUGCUGAAGGAGUCUUCAUGGAGCUGAAGAAGAAAGACAUGAUUUGGUCCUUGGUUCCGGACACAUGCAUGAGCAAGGCAAAGGCAGCCAUCUCCUUUACCAUGGACGUCAGCAGGAUUCUGGAGCUAACGUCUGUGGAGGGUGUGAAGCUGGUUGUCACCUCGGCGGCCGCCGAAGGCCUCGUUGGUGCCGCGUCCGUUACCAGUGGUUUGGCAUCGCUUGGCGGAGGAACUGUUGCAACCGGUGGAAUGGGCAUGAUGGGUGGCAUCUUCAUAGUAGCCGCCACACCAUCCAUGCUCACGGCUCACACCAUCUACAAGCUUUGCGAUGCCAUGGAGAAUAACUCGGUGACGCCGACCAUAGUUGCCAUGGGUGGUGUGGGAGGGGCUGUGGCAGGAUCCACUAUUGGAGUGAUCAUGGUGGCUGAAAGCGGAGCUGUGGUAGGACUGUCGGCCUCUGGAAUCACCAGCGGUUUGGCAGCUUUGGGCGGUGGCAGUGUGGCAUCCGGUGGUUUGGGCAUGCUGGGCGGCGUGGCCGCAGUGGCUACAGGCGCCGCGUUGGUCGCAGGUGCAGUGGGAGGUACUGUGUGGUUGGUGUCCCACCAGAUAGUGCAAGGGAAGUUGGCAGAGCAAAGGGUCGCGAUGCUGGACAUGGCAGUGAAGAACGGCUUCAAAAACCUGAUUGGUGAACUUGCAGGGUGA